UUUUAAAAAAAUUGAGAUAAGUUGGGUGCAGAAAAUGAAAACAGAACUCACAUUUGAUAUGACAAGCGUUCUUUGUCCCAAGAGACUAGUUCAGCACCUGACAUAAGUGAGCUAUUCUGUAAAUAGUUGUUAAAUGAAUAAAUAAUGAGGCCCAAGCAGGUAAUUUACACAAAGUAAAACAGAAUGACUGAGCCUACACUGGCACCCGCUUCUGCUGACUUAGAAGACCCCUAAGUAGUUCAGCUUGGCAGGUGAGAGAAGAAACAAGGCCCAGGCUUACCUCUGAGGUAUGCACCCCCACCUCCUCCAGGGACCUCAUUAGAGAUGUUUAGCUGGGCAAGUGUAAGCCCAGGCCCUGGGAGACAGGGCGGGGCGCUGGAGCCACACCGCCUCUGCCCCUUCAGUAAGGGCUGGCCCUGGUUGUGUUGCUAAGAGCUUCAGAAGUCAGGGAAGAGUCACAGCUGGAGAUCAAGGGCAGCCUCUUCAAGGCAGGCAAGCAGGCAAGCAGUAGCCCCCACCUCCUGAAGCCACCCAUCAAUCAGCAGAGGCCCUGGGUAUCUCACAUCCAAGCAUCAGGCCACAGAAGCAUGAACCAGGACAGCAAAGUAAAGACGACGGAGUCCAGCCCCCCUGCCCCACCCAAGGCCAGGAAGUUGCUGCCUGUCCUCGACCCAUCUGGGGAUCACUACUACUGGUGGCUGAACACGAUGGUCUUCCCAGUAAUGUAUAAUCUCAUCAUCAUCGUGUGCAGAGCCUGCUUUCCUGAUUUGCAACACAGUUAUCUGGUGGCCUGGUUAGUGCUGGACUACACAAGUGACCUGCUAUACCUACUGGACAUCGUGGUGCGCUUUCACACAGGAUUCUUGGACCAGGGCAUCCUGGUGGUGGACAAAGGCAGGAUUUCAAGUCGCUACGUUCGCACUUGGAGCUUCUUCUUGGACCUGGCUUCCCUGAUGCCCACAGACUUGGCCUUCCUGCGUCUGGGCCCACACACUCCUACAGUGAGGCUGAACCGCUUCCUGCGUGCGCCCCGCCUCUUUGAGGCCUUUGACCGCACAGAGACCCGCACAGCUUAUCCAAACGCCUUUCGCAUCACCAAGCUGAUGCUUUACAUUUUUGUUGUUAUCCAUUGGAACAGCUGUCUAUAUUUUGCCCUGUCCCGGUACCUGGGCUUCGGGCGUGAUGCCUGGGUGUACCCUGACCCCGCACAGCCUGGCUUUGAGCGUCUGCGGCGCCAGUACCUCUAUAGCUUUUACUUCUCCACGCUGAUCUUGACCACUGUGGGUGAUACGCCGCUGCCAGCGCGGGAGGAGGAGUACCUCUUCAUGGUGGGCGACUUCCUACUGGCUGUCAUGGGUUUUGCCACCAUCAUGGGUAGCAUGAGCUCUGUCAUCUACAACAUGAACACUGCAGAUGCAGCUUUCUAUCCAGACCAUGCACUGGUGAAGAAGUACAUGAAGCAGCAGCAUGUCAAUCGCCGACUGGAGCGGCGAGUUAUUGACUGGUACCAGCACUUGCAGAUCAACAAGAAGAUGACCAACGAGGUAGCCAUCUUACAGCACUUGCCUGAGCGGUUGCGGGCAGAAGUGGCUGUAUCUGUACACUUGUCUACUCUGAGUCGGGUGCAGAUCUUCCAGAACUGUGAGGCCAGCCUGCUAGAGGAGCUGGUACUGAAGCUGCAGCCCCAGACUUAUUCGCCGGGAGAAUAUGUCUGCCGCAAGGGGGACAUUGGCCGGGAGAUGUACAUCAUCCGUGAGGGUCAGUUGGCUGUGGUGGCAGAUGAUGGCGUCACACAGUAUGCUGUGCUUGGUGCAGGGCUCUACUUUGGGGAGAUCAGCAUCAUCAACAUCAAAGGAAACAUGUCUGGGAACCGCCGCACAGCCAACAUCAAGAGUCUAGGUUAUUCAGACCUGUUUUGCCUGAGCAAGGAGGACCUGCGUGAAGUCCUGAGUGAAUAUCCAAAGGCCCAGGUUGUCAUGGAAGAAAAGGGCCGUGAGAUCCUGCUCAAAAUGAACAAGUUGGAUGUAAAUGCUGAGGCAGCUGAGAUUGCCCUACAGGAAGCCACAGAGUCUCGACUACGAGGCCUCGACCAGCAACUUGAUGAUCUACAGACCAAAUUUGCUCGCCUCCUUGCUGAGUUGGAAUCUAGUGCACUCAAGAUCGCUUAUCGCAUUGAACGGCUAGAGUGGCAGACUCGAGAGUGGCCAAUGCCUGAGGAAAUGGCUGAAGCUGAUGAUGAGGGCGAGCCUGGGGAGGGAACUUCCCAGGGUGGAAAAGGCAGGACUGGCCAGGAGGGACUCCCAGACCCAGAGUGACCCAUUCCUAUCCCUAGGACCCCUACUUCCAAGGGAAUCCAGAGUUGUAGGAAAGCCUGCCGGCAGAAAUUCUGCUAUCCUGUCUGCUAGGUUCAGAGAUGGGAAUGAAUUGGGGGUAUAAAUGCUCACCUAGAGAUAUAGGAGUAUAGCACCCAUUCGCAUCCCACUCCCCAGCGCACCCAUACACACAUAGACACACCCAUAUACACAUAGACACACAGACACACACAUAGACACACAGUUGCAUAUACACAUAUUGCACUCAAGACUGCAUUCCAUAUAAAAUACUCUCGAGUUCCCAUUUUCAGAACACAUAUGCUUUCUCACAAACAUAGGUAUGUCUUAUACCCACAUAAUACAUAUGCAUUCAUGCACCUCAUAAAGACCCAUAUACUGAGACACACACCAAUAGACACACAAAUGCCCUCCACAGGUGUGCACACCCUUGUGAACACACAGAAACACACCCAGAGCCCUUUUCUUUACAGAUAUCCUUUAAAUGCCUCUCACAAGGGAGUUCACAAAUGUAGCCUGCAAGUUGCACUUCAAUAAAGUAUUUGCCUCCUCAUUAAGCAUUUUUGGGAGUGACAGGAAAAGGCAAAGCCAAUAGAGGGCCAGGAUGAAUUCUGUCUGAAUUCUGAGUCACCCGGAAAAAAGAGCAUGUGCUGUGUAGUAGUUGGUAGAUUUGAUUCAACAGGGGCCUGGGAUACAUGAUAAAUUGAGAAUCAGUGCUGAGCCAAGGCAAAGCAGGAUCAUGAAUCACAUGAUGUAAGUGUGCACAUGCUCUCAUAGAUAAUAGUCACAUAUACACACUGACCAUUAUAUUUCAUUCCAGAGUAUGUAUCUUUAACUUUGUGAACUCUGAGUGAUUUGACCUAGCUUAGUGGACCAGAGUAGACACCUCUUCUCCUUCUUCCUUCCUCUGGCCCAGUCCUGGAGCCUGAGGGCAGAAUAGAGCUACUUCAUGUUCAGGACUGAUUUCACAGGGAGGAUAGUUCACAGGGCCACUCACCUAGCCCUGCUCUACUCUGUCAGUUGUUGGAGCUGGCUUUGGUGCUGGCAGAAAUCCAACCGUCCCUCUAUAUGGUAUUUUUACUUUUUUACU
Messenger RNA from Canis lupus familiaris (dog), 3420 nucleotides. It is a transcript of the gene CNGA4, whose product is annotated as cyclic nucleotide gated channel subunit alpha 4. The coding region runs from base 588 to 2315 and encodes 575 amino acids. NCBI's taxonomy places the organism in Eukaryota, Metazoa, Chordata, Mammalia, Carnivora, Canidae. The record is from RefSeq and is a predicted model, not a curated record. Gene Ontology annotation, molecular function: voltage-gated potassium channel activity; intracellularly cGMP-activated cation channel activity; protein-containing complex binding. The transcript has 6 exons. Gene Ontology annotation, cellular component: intracellular cyclic nucleotide activated cation channel complex; plasma membrane. Gene Ontology annotation, biological process: monoatomic cation transmembrane transport; potassium ion transport.